This is a messenger RNA of Paracoccidioides brasiliensis Pb18, 555 nucleotides long. RefSeq lists its product as uncharacterized. The transcript has 2 exons. The coding region runs from base 1 to 555 and encodes 184 amino acids. The record is from RefSeq and is a predicted model, not a curated record.
AUGCUAUCAUCCGGAACUCAAGUUGCGGAAACCCAUGUCGAACUGCAAAAAAUCUGGCUUAGCAGGAUGUUCCCCCAACCGUCAGCGGAGUGCCCUGUCCAUGUCACUUCGGCUUGUGCAUUAGAUCCAGGAAUCCAAAGAUUAUCCAAAGGCUGGGCAGGUGAGGUCGUCCUGUCUUAUGAGGGCCAUCGGGAGAGAGAAAGCACGCAUCCUGUGGAUCGUUGCAUGCUUCAUCCUCCAUUGCCUGGAUUGACUGGAAAGGGCACUAUUCGAUUAAAGGUUGAUGGACCUGUCAGAACAGGAGAUCAACACAGUGCUCAACUUGUUACCGUCCACAUGGUCGAUAAGACUCCAGAGAUAUCAGACUCGAUACCAACUGAUAAGUAUCUAGUCGCUAAGCUCUACGAUCCCCUUUACUUUGACCAUGAGCAAGAUGAUGUGGAUCCUUUUCGCUAUACGGACCUAGCAUACUCUCAUGAAACCGCAGCCUACCGACUGCUCUGUCCACUUGAAGGAACCGUCAUUCCAAGAUAUUAUGGGUCCUUUACACUUUAG